Molecule: messenger RNA, 282 nt
Organism: Suillus subalutaceus
Lineage: Eukaryota; Fungi; Basidiomycota; Agaricomycetes; Boletales; Suillaceae
Exons: 2
Source: RefSeq, a predicted model, not a curated record
UUGCACAUUUUUUCAUUCCAGUACUGGGGCGAAGUGUAUCCCUGCGCUGUGAUCUACAAGGACACAGGAAUGUGGAUAGUUUGUCCAGAAUAUAGAGCAAACAAUACCCUGGAGCAUGCCGUCAUUCACAUUGAUGCUAUCUAUCGUGCUGCCCAUCUUAUUCCUGUGUAUGGCACAGAAUUCCUGCCGCAGGAGCUCAAGUUUUAUCAUUCCUAUGACGUAUUUCAGACUUACUAUGUCAAUAAAUAUGCUGACCAUCAUGCCUUUGAGAUUGCAUUUUGA